Indicator indicator is the source of this 864-nucleotide messenger RNA. RefSeq names its product TNF receptor superfamily member 4 (gene TNFRSF4). NCBI's taxonomy places the organism in Eukaryota, Metazoa, Chordata, Aves, Piciformes, Indicatoridae. Bases 1 to 864 code for a protein of 287 amino acids. Gene Ontology annotation, molecular function: protein binding; tumor necrosis factor receptor activity. The record is from RefSeq and is a predicted model, not a curated record. The transcript has 7 exons. Gene Ontology annotation, biological process: inflammatory response.
AUGGGAGCUGUAGGUUUUUACUCAGCCUUUUCUGCUCUCCUGUUCUUGCUGCUGGCAGCCAGCAGCAGCCCCUGCUUGGGGUUGAACUGCAAGGAACAUGAACACGUUUAUGGUGGGAAGUGCUGCAAGGACUGUCCCCCUGGUGAAGGGAUGCAGUUCCGCUGCACUGCGACGGAGGACACAGUCUGCAGGCCCUGUCGAGAUGGACACUUCAGCAGUGAGCACAGCCACAGGUUCUGCAACAGCUGCACAGUCUGUGACACCUGGAAGGGCAGUGUGGAGGUGAAGAAGUGUGAGAUGACCUCUGACAGGAUCUGCAGGUGCCGUGCAGGUUACAUGCCCGUGGUGGGGACCACACCAGGAAGUGUGUGCUCACCAUGUCCUGAAGGAUCUUAUUCCCUGGGGCAAAAUGAAAACUGUCAGCCUUGGACCAACUGCAGCCUUCUUGGGAAAACCACACUGCAAGCAGGAACACAAACAACUGAUGCUGUGUGCAGCAACCAUGCCACACAUCCGGCCAGCCCUCAGAGUGCAACACUUGCUCUGAACCUUUCCACCACUGACCACAAGGACAACAUGUCAACAGCAACCUCCUCACCAUCCAGACCCAGCCUGGGUCCUUCCAUCUGCCUGGACACAGAGAGCAGCCCCACAGAAACCAACUGGGGCUCUUUAUCCCUCAUCCUCAUCUGUCUGAUACUGCUUCUGGUGAGUGGCAUCUCCAUCCUCCUGCUGGUUGUCCAAGCAGCCAAAGACCAGAGCAAGAAGAGGCCUUGCAGAAGCAACCUUCAGCAACCACAGAGCUGCCGAAUUCCUAUCCAGGAAGAGCAAAUUGACUCCAAUUCCACUCUCAUCAAAAACUGA